Poecilia latipinna (sailfin molly) is the source of this 920-nucleotide messenger RNA. RefSeq names its product coxsackievirus and adenovirus receptor homolog. Gene Ontology annotation, biological process: cellular response to lipopolysaccharide; negative regulation of T cell proliferation; positive regulation of T cell proliferation. The record is from RefSeq and is a predicted model, not a curated record. Lineage: Eukaryota; Metazoa; Chordata; Actinopteri; Cyprinodontiformes; Poeciliidae. Bases 90 to 596 code for a protein of 168 amino acids. Gene Ontology annotation, cellular component: external side of plasma membrane. The transcript is spliced from 3 exons.
AGUUGGGAGGUUCUAGUUGAAACACUCUAGCUGAGACAUUUUAAUCUAGACUCGCUCUGCAGGUCAGACUGUUUGCUGCUUCGCUCCUCAUGGCGUCUUCAUCUCAGCUGCUGCUGCUUUGGCUUCUGCUGUUAAACGUUUCUUCUGUGUCGACAGAUUCUAAUCAACACAGCAUCACAGCAGAAUCAGGACAGAACAUCAUUCUGCCUUGUCAGGUCUCUGACCGCUCACCUGUCCUGGUUGUAGAGUGGAAGAAGGCUGAACUGGGUUCAUGCUGUGUUCUGCUGUUCAGAGAUUCACAGUUUGACUCAGAACACCAGCAUCCAUCUUUUAAGGACCGGGUGGAUCUGCAGGACAAGAACGGAGACGCGUCUUUGGUUCUGAGGCACUUGACGACUGAUGAUAGCGGGACAUACGAGUGUCGAGUCUUUCUGACUGGAGCAAAAAGAAACUUGGUAGCAGAGCCUAACAUCAUCAUCAACCUGACAGUUACUCCAGAGUCAAGGAUGGUCUCAAGCAGAGGAAGCAGAGCCGGAUCUUCUGGACUGGUGAUCGGACUGGCAGUUCUUCUUCUUCUUCUUCUCUUUACAGACUGAUUUAGAUUUAAUGGGUUUUAGAAUCAUUUAUAAAGCUUAGAGGUAAAAAUAUCCACCCAUCACUGAAUGUCAAUGAAUUUUUCCAAUUCAAUAUCAAUUUGGAAAAGCCCUUUGAAUCGAUUAGAUUGGUUGGUGUUAAUUUUAAUCAGAAAAAGAAGAAUUAAAAUCUUUUGACUCGUUUUAUUCUCUCUUCUGCCCGGAUUCCUUGAUGCCGUCAUUGUUUCAGCUGAACCAUAAAGACAAAGACAAACUUUUUCCCAAGUCCAACAUUUAUUAGACAAACAACUAAUGAAACUGACAAAACUCAAUAAAAUCACAAACCAG